GGAGAUUUCUCAGACAGGUGUGAGAAAGAAGCGCAUUCUGGGCUAAUCAGCGAGAUAAACUCAUCUGCUAUCAGAGUUGGUUUCUGGAGAAGAUAAUCUUAUAUAAGCAAUGAACGAUCCCAAUCAGCAGUACUACGGAGGACAGCCUGGCUAUCCGCCGCAACCUGGCUUCAAUCCCGGCUACCCGCCAGCCUCGGGCUAUCCACAGCCCGGCUAUGCUCAGCCCGGAUACCCUCCGCAGGGCGGUUAUCCGCCGCAAGGCGGAGGCUAUCCGCCACAGGGCGGCUAUGGACCUCAGCCCGGCUUCGCCAAUCCCAUGCCGCCCGGCCAGGGCGCGCCGUACGGCUACGUGCCGCCGCAGAACCCCGGCGGAUAUGGAGCCACGGAAGAUCCAGAGGAUCCGGAAGUGAAGGGCUUCGGCUUCACAGAUGAGUCCAUUCGCAAGGGAUUCAUCCGCAAGGUCUACUCAAUUCUGAUGGCUCAAUUAUGCGUCAGCUUGGGCUUCAUUGCGCUCUUCCUGUACCACAAGCCAACCGCGAAUUGGGUGCGAUCGCAUCCGGAAAUGUGGUGGAUCGCCUUGAUCUUGCUCUUUGUCACUCUGAUCGCGAUGGCGUGCUGCACGAACGUGCGUCGAAAGGCACCGAUGAACUUCAUAUUCCUGGGUCUCUUCACGCUAGCGCAAUCCUUCAUGCUGGGCGUCAUGGCGAGCAACUUCCGCUCCGAAGAGGUCUUGCUAGCGGUGGGCAUCACGGCGGCCGUGUGCCUCGGUUUGACGCUGUUCGCGUUCCAGACGCGCUGGGAUUUCACGGUGAUGGGCGGCGUGCUGUUUGUGGCUGUGAUCGUGCUCAUGAUCUUCGGCAUCAUUGCGAUCUUCGUGCCGGGAAAAACAAUGACGCUGAUCUAUGCAUCACUCGGAGCGCUCAUAUUCAGUGUCUACCUGAUCUACGACACGCAACUGAUGAUGGGCGGGAAGCACAAGUACUCAAUCAGUCCGGAAGAAUACAUCUUCGCCGCACUCAAUCUGUACUUGGACAUUGUCAAUAUCUUCAUGUACAUUCUGGCCAUCAUUGGAGCCUCGCGCGACUAAAUUCUCCUCUCACUUCAUGACUAUUCUCAAUCUUCUGUUAGUAAGUUAUAAAUCAGGAUAUUUUAUUCUUUCUUCAUUUCCAAUGUCCACACAGAUUGUCUCUCAGGAUACUAGAAGUAUUUUGCUUCGUUUCGCGUUACUUAUAAGGGUGAGAAAAUUACUAUAAUAAUUGCUAAUUCGUCCAAAACCUUGUCUAGUAUCUUAUACGCAUAAAAAGGAAAGAAGUUUACAAUGAAUAGUCAAUAAAUUUCCCACACAAUGAAAA
This is a messenger RNA of Phlebotomus argentipes, 1352 nucleotides long. RefSeq names its product protein lifeguard 1-like. The transcript has 5 exons. The coding region runs from base 110 to 1087 and encodes 325 amino acids. The record is from RefSeq and is a predicted model, not a curated record. Gene Ontology annotation, cellular component: membrane. NCBI's taxonomy places the organism in Eukaryota, Metazoa, Arthropoda, Insecta, Diptera, Psychodidae.